Molecule: messenger RNA, 1281 nt
Organism: Psilocybe cubensis
Lineage: Eukaryota; Fungi; Basidiomycota; Agaricomycetes; Agaricales; Agrocybaceae
Exons: 5
Coding region: 1-1281 (426 amino acids)
Molecular function (GO): protein binding
Source: RefSeq, a predicted model, not a curated record
AUGGCCUCAGGAAAAGCCCGUGCUGAAGAUAUCGACCUCGAGGACGAGAACAAUCAGGAAGAGCUGUUCAUCACCGAAGAUGAUGUCCUUGAGGAAAUAGAGGACGACGGUGACCACCCCAUGGGCGACGACGACGACGACGACGAAGCAGCAGACACCGUUGGUGACUUGGCUGAAGGAUCAUCAGGUCACGUCGAAGAUAUAUCUGUGCAGCAUUUCUCAACGCACAACGCGUCCGUUUUUGCCGUGGCCUGUCAUCCCACUCAACCUAUCGCUGCUUCUGGGGGAGAAGACGACUUGGGAUAUAUAUGGGAUAUCACUGAUGGAGAAAUUCUUGUUAAAUUGACGGGACACACAGAUAGUGUAACAAGCACGGCCUGGAGCACAGAUGGCGAGAUGAUCGCCACAGGAGGCAUGGACGGCAAGAUCAGAAUUUGGAGAAGGGUCGGAAAAGAAAACUAUAACACUUGGGAAUUUUUGACAGAACUACAAGGUCCUGAUGAGGUCAUGUUUUUGAGAUGGCAUCCCAAAGGCUCUGUGUUACUUGCUGGUUCAAACGACUCUACGCUUUGGCUGUGGCAACUGCCCUCCGGAAAUACUAUGCAAGUUUUUGCAGGCCACAUGGGUCCUGUUAACUGUGGUGAAUUUACGCCGGAUGGAAAAAGAAUCAUUUCAGCAGAUCAAGAAGGUUUCCUAAUAUUUUGGGAUCCUCGAUCUCCUACACCUCUAUUCAAAUUGGGCCCAGACGAUGCUCGCUUCAGCCUUGACGGAAUCACGUCUGUAGCUGUCAACCCAUCCUCAACACUGGCAGUCGUCGGCGGUGCUGCUGGUGGCGUCCGUGUCGUAAGUUUGAGCAAAGGAGAGAUUGUCUCAACAUUGGGUGGUCAUACCGAAGGAGAAAGCAUCGAAGCCAUCGUGUUCAUCGAUCUCACAGGAGCCGGUGGUUCUGGUUCUGGAGUGGUUGUAACUGGAGCCACGGAUGGUAAAGCCUGCAUAUGGGAUCUUAGCACAAUGAGGUUACGCUCUACCCUUCAACACGAGGACGCUAUUACAACACUUCUCGCCCAUCCUGCUCCCAAAUCAUAUCUUUUGGUUUCUGGAUCCGCCGACAAAACAUUACGCACUUGGGAUGCCAGAACUGGCAAGCUUCUACGAACACACACGGGACACAGGGCACCAGUUCUCGGUGCGUCGCUUGGAUUAGAUGGUUCUGUAGUCGUAAGUGCGGGAGAUGAUGGACAUUGCAUGGUAUUCACCACAGAAGCUGAGGAAACCGAGUAG